Marasmius oreades (fairy-ring Marasmius) is the source of this 1379-nucleotide messenger RNA. RefSeq lists its product as uncharacterized. The coding region runs from base 147 to 1196 and encodes 349 amino acids. Lineage: Eukaryota; Fungi; Basidiomycota; Agaricomycetes; Agaricales; Marasmiaceae. The record is from RefSeq and is a predicted model, not a curated record. The transcript has 10 exons.
CAACAAUUGAACAACAAAGUACUGUAGGUACUGUAACAAUGAUAAGUUGAUUCAUUCCCAACUUCUUUAGCAAAGUGUUGGGGUCAGAGAGACUCCCUUAAAGCUUCUCAUUCUUCCCCCGCUAAACACACACAUUUUCUGUAAACAUGCAAGUCACUACUCACAUCUGUAACCCCAAGCCAGCCUACGGACUACAAGUCACCGCUGUUCGUUUCGUCCCCCAGAACCCCAAACCAGAUGGAGCCAUCCUCAUCCUCGCUCAUGCCUAUGGGUCCCACAAGGAGACUUGGAAGCCUUUGAUCGAGCAUCUCUUCCAGCUAGCCGGUUCUAACGGGGCUCCAGUCAACAUCGCUGAAGCUUGGUCUAUUGAGUGUCCCAACCACGGUGAGAGUGCCGUCAUUAACGCGUCCGACAUCGACAAGACCUGGGGCGAUUCCUGGGAUGGAUGGGAAUAUCCUAAAGCUAUGCUUGCCUUCAUUAACUCGAGACCGGCCGGUAUCAACUUCUAUGAAAGAGAGCUCAUCGCUGUUGGCCAUAGCCAUGGAGGUAAUUCGCUCGUCCUGCUUCACGAGUUGCAACCCAGACUUCAAUUCUCAUCGUUCAUCCUCAUGGACCCCACUCUCGGGCGAGAGUCUCCUGCGAAGGAUCGCAUGCAACGUAUUCUCACUCAUCUGACCUGGUGCAAGAAUGACACAUGGAUGAAUCGCAAACUUGCCCUCAAGGAACUGUCUACUCAGCCCGGUUUCCGUAAUUGGCAUCCUGAAGUCUUGAAGCUUUACGUCGCUCAUGGUCUUACCGAGCACCCAGCUAAAAAGUAUCCCGAUCCUUGGACGUUCAAGGGGGUUACGCUCGCUUGCAACAAGCGCUAUGAGACGGCUUGUUACCGGGCCGAUUCUCAUCACCCCCGUGCAUGGAACGUUCUUCACGAACUCUAUCGUUGUGGCCCGCCUGUCCAUCUGAUCCAUAGUCUCCAAGAUGAGUUUGAUGGCUCGGUUCUCAAGGAAGAACAGGCUGCCGGCGAUCCCGAAAGCUCUGCAAAGCCCGUCAGUAUUCAAAAAAUCAGCAAAGGGGGCCAUAUGUUUGUUCAAACUAUGCCAAUCGAGACCGCCCGUGCGAUCUGGGGUGCUAUCUGUUAUUAUGACAUUCAAGAUCAGCAGCAGAAGCAAGUCGAGCCUGUGGUUAUGGCUAAGCUAUGAAUGAUGAGAAAUUCAGAGGUGAAUGUAGAUCUGUUAUCUGUGAUUUAUGGAUUUCCGGAGUCGGUAAUUGUGGAAUUCUUCAAUUCAUCCCAUACAUAGUCAGGGCCAUAGUGACUCUAUAUUUAUCACUUCAAAGCCCUGCGAGCGGUUAAUAUUGACGAUCAUUUUGGAAUUGAAUAGCCC